CGGGGGCUGCGGGCGGCCGCGGGGAAACUGAGGCAGCGGCUCCGCCUGGACGUGGGGCGGCACAUCUGCCGCCAGUACCCGCUCUUCUGCUUCCUCAUGCUCUGCCUCAGCGCCGCCUCCCUCCUCCUCAACAGAUAUCUUCAUAUUUUAAUGAUCUUCUGGUCAUUUGUGGCGGGAGUCGUUACGUUCUACUGUUCCUUAGGUCCUGAUUCGCUCUUGCCAAAUAUUCUUUUCACCAUAAAAUACAAGCCCAAGCAGGUAGAACUCCAGGAAUUAUUUCCCCAAGGUCACAGCUGUGCCGUAUGUGGUAAAGUGAAAUGUAAAAGGCAUAGGCCCGCAUUGCUGCUCGAAAACUACCAGCCGUGGCUUGACCUAAAGGUAUCUUCCAAGGUGGAUGCGUCGCUCUCAGAGGUGCUUGAAUUAGUGUUGGAAAACUUUGCUUAUCCUUGGUACAGAGAUGUAACUGAUGACGAAGCUGUUGUUGAUGAACUGAGAGUAACGUUACGAUUUUUUGCAUCAGUUUUAGUUCGCAGAAUUCACAAGGUGGACAUUCCGGCCAUUAUCAUUAAGAAACUGUUAAAAGCAGCCAUGAAGCACAUAGAAGUGAUUGCCAAAGCAAGACAGAAAGUAAAAAAUUCAGAAUUUUUGCAGCAAGCUGCUUUAGAAGAAUAUGGUCCAGAGCUUCAUGUGGCUUUAAGAAGUCGAAGAGAUGAGUUACACUAUUUAAGGAAACUCACUGAGCUUCUCUUCCCUUACAUUUUGCCCCCCAAAGCCACAGACUGCAGAUCGCUGACUUUACUUAUAAGAGAAAUCCUAUCUGGUUCUGUUUUUCUUCCUUCUUUGGACUUCCUAGCUGAUCCAGACACUGUGAAUCAUUUGCUUAUCAUCUUCAUAGAUGAUAGUCCACCCGAGAAAGCAACCGAGCCUGCUUCUCCUCUGGUUCCAUUCUUACAGAAAUUUGCAGAACCUAGAAACAAAAAGCCAUCUGUGCUCAAGUUGGAAUUGAAGGAGAUCAGAAAGCAGCAGGAUCUUUUGUUUCGUUUCAUGAACUUCCUAAAGCAAGAAGGAGCAGUACACGUGUUACAGUUUUGUCUGACUGUCGAGGAAUUCAACGACAGAAUAUUACGGCCGGAAUUGUCAGAUGACGAAAUGAUGUCUCUCCAUGAAGAGGUGCAGAAAAUCUAUGAAACCUAUUGUUUGGAUGAAAGUGUGGACAAAAUUAGAUUUGACCCUUUCAUUGUGGAAGAAAUUCAGAGAAUUGCUAAAGGUCCAUAUAUAGAUGUGGUGAAACUCCAAACCAUGCGGUGCCUUUUUGAAGCUUAUGAACAUGUCCUUUCUCUCCUGGAGAAUGUCUUUACUCCAAUGUUCUGUCACAGCGAUGAGUAUUUCAGACAACUCUUAAGAGGAGCAGAAUCCCCAACUAGGAAUUCCAAGUUGAACAGAGGUAGCCUAAGUUUGGAUGACUUCCGGAGCACCCAGAAGAGAGGAGAAUCCUUUGGGAUCAGCAGGAUAGGGAGCAAAAUCAAAGGCGUGUUCAAAAGCACCACCAUGGAGGGGGCUAUGCUGCCCAACUACGGGGUGACCGAAGGCGAGGAUGACUUUAUCGAGGAGGGAAUCGUCGUCAUGGAAGAUGACUCUCCAGUGGAAGCAGUCAGCACGCCCAACACUCCCCGGAACCUGGCCGCCUGGAAAAUCAGCAUCCCGUACGUGGACUUCUUUGAUGACCCGUCUUCGGAAAGGAAAGAGAAGAAAGAGCGAAUCCCCGUGUUUUGCAUCGAUGUGGAAAGGAAUGACAGGAGAGCAGUUGGCCAUGAGCCUGAGCACUGGUCUGUCUAUCGAAGAUACCUUGAGUUCUAUGUCCUCGAGUCAAAGCUAACGGAGUUUCAUGGUACAUUUCCGGAUGCUCAACUUCCUUCCAAGAGGAUCAUCGGUCCCAAGAACUACGAGUUCCUAAAGUCAAAGAGGGAGGAGUUUCAGGAAUACUUACAGAAACUUCUGCAGCACCCAGAACUGAGUAACAGCCAACUUUUGGCGGACUUCCUCUCCCCCAAUGGUGGAGAGACACAGUUUCUCGACAAAAUCCUCCCCGACGUGAAUCUAGGGAAAAUUAUAAAAUCGGUUCCAGGAAAACUAAUGAAAGAAAAAGGUCAGCAUUUGGAGCCUUUCAUCAUGAAUUUCAUCAACUCUUGUGAAUCGCCAAAGCCUAAACCGAGCCGGCCAGAGCUGACCAUCCUGAGUCCCACAUCGGAGAACAACAAGAAGCUCUUCAAUGAUCUGUUCAAGAAUAACGCAAACCGGGCUGAAAAUUCAGAGAGAAGACAAAAUCAAAAUUAUUUUAUGGAGGUGAUGACCGUAGAGGGAGUCUAUGAUUACCUGAUGUAUGUUGGUCGGGUGGUGUUCCGAGUUCCUGACUGGCUGCAUCACCUCCUGAUGGGCCUCCGGAUCCUCUUCAGAAACACCUUGGAGAUGUACAGCGGUUACUAUCUGCAGUGCAAACUAGAGCAACUCUUCCAGGAGCACCGCCUGGUCUCGCUGAUAACCCUACUGCGAGAUGCCGUGUUCUGCGAAAACACAGAGCCUCGCUCGCCCCAAGAUAAACAGAAACGAGCCAAGCAGACCUUUGAAGAAAUGAUGAGCUACAUUCCAGAUUUGAUAGGCAAAUGCAUUGGUGACGAAGCCAAGUAUGAAGGCAUUCGGCUUCUUUUUGAUGGUCUCCAGCAACCAGUACUCAACAAACAGCUGACGUACGUUCUUUUGGAUAUCGUGAUCGAGGAGCUGUUCCCAGAGCUCAACAAGGCACCAAAAGAAGUUACAUCUGUAUCACCCUGGAUGUAGAAGCGGAAACCCAGAUAAACAGGCAGGUGCAGCCUGGUGGUGCGCUAUUGCGAUAUCUCUUAAUGUCCUGUUGUACAUUUUUGUAAAUAUCCUGACACUGACGGUCUGAAAGUUUGGUUAAUUCGGUUUUAAUAAAGGCUAAUGCCAACUGAAAGAUGAUAUAAAUUGA
Molecule: messenger RNA, 3004 nt
Organism: Tachyglossus aculeatus (Australian echidna)
Lineage: Eukaryota; Metazoa; Chordata; Mammalia; Monotremata; Tachyglossidae
Gene: SNX14
Product: sorting nexin 14
Exons: 29
Coding region: 97-2835 (912 amino acids)
Biological process (GO): autophagosome maturation
Cellular component (GO): late endosome
Molecular function (GO): phosphatidylinositol-3,5-bisphosphate binding
Source: RefSeq, a predicted model, not a curated record